CGCAACAUGGUUAGACGUCAAGCAUCGUCAUUGUCAGGGAAUGGGUUAAUAACAUAUUGCUCUUUUGAAAUAUUGUUCCAUCAUGACUCACUUGCCUAUUUAUUUACAUUGCAGACUCAUACAUGUGCCACCCUGUCCCGGAGGACUCUGCCACAAUGUUGUCUAUCUACCACAUGUGCCAUCUCACUUCUAACCCUAUUGGCUGGGAAUGUGUAUGAGUGUUAAACAGGCACACACACCCUCUUCCUGUGAAACACGCACGCACACCUCCCGCCUCAGUCACUCACUAACUCUCUUGAGUGCCAAGUUUCUCCUGACAGGAGCAGCACAAAAUGCCGGGAUUCUAAUCCAGUGUGAGUUCUGAGCACGAGAAGGACAUGCUCCGAUCCCUGCUUUUUCCAGUGUCGGAACUGCACGUCAAGAUCGUCUUAAGGAUGUGCAGGUGAAGGUGAACUGACAUGGAGGCGGCGUGGAACUGCAGCUCACGUUGUGAUUCCCCACUCUGCCUCAGCCACUCGGGGGUCCUAAGGCAAGACAGCAUGGAGGUGCUGCAUAGACUCUGCGGCCUCACUAGGAUGGUGGCGACACCUCCGAGACGCUGGCUGUCCCCGGUUCUGAGCGCGGUGGUGUGGACGCUGCUGUCCUGCGGCAUUUUGCUGGCCUUCUGCUUCCUGCUCUUCACCUUGCGCUUCAAAAACAACAGAAUAGUCAAGAUGUCCAGCCCUAACCUGAACAUCCUGAGUCUCAUAGGAAGCGUUCUCACCUACAUCAGCGGCUUCCUGUUUGCCGUGGACGCGCCGCCGCACCAUUCCACGGAAGUGUCUUCAGCUGUACUGCAUGCCCGGAUUUGGACCCUCUGUCUGGGUAGCACCAUGGUGUUUGGACCCAUUUUAGGAAAAACCUGGCGGCUCUAUAGGGUCUUCACACAGAGAGUUCCCGACAAGAGAGUGAUCAUCAGAGACAUUCAGCUAAUGGCCAUGGUCGCUGUCUUGAUUUUGGGGGAUCUACUAGUUCUGAGCAUCUGGAACCUCUCGGACCCCAUCCGCUGUUCCCGAUCGCUUGGUGCCGUCGUUAAAUUGGACAAGGACGUCUCCUAUUCCAUGUCUCAGCUUGAUUCCUGCUCUUCCAUGUACUCGGAUCUGUGGGUUUUCAUUAUAGUUGUUAAAAAGGCGUGUUUGCUGCUGUACGGUACCUACCUAGCGGGCCUGACCAGCGACGUGAGCCGUCCUCCGGUCAACCAGUCGCCCACCAUUCUGACAGCGGCAUCUCUGGUCACUCUGUGCUCGGGCGUGGCUGUCCCCGUAUCGCUCAUGAUGCCGGCUUGGCCCAACGUGGUCUGCGGCACGGUGGCCGGUGCCAUUUUCAUCUGCACGCUGGCCACCGACUGCAUGCUUUUUGUGCCCCAGCUGACUGAGUGGCGGCAUUUUGAGGAGGAUCACAACAACCCGAGUCAGAUGGCCAAGUACUUCAGCAGCCCUGCUAAGAGCCAGCCUUCAGUCUACAGCCAGGAUGACAUCUACUUCCUUCUUGGGGAAAACAACUCUAUGAAGCAGCUCCUCAAUGAGAAGAACGCCGUGAUUGACAGCCUGCAAGAACAGGUGAGCAAUGCCAAAGACAAGCUUCUUCGUUUGGUGUCGGCCAGUCAGCAGUCCGAGGAAGAAGACAACCUUCAGUUGUCCUCUACUCAAGCCACACAACUUCAGUGUGCUAACAUUCUGGCUUCUCAUAGCGACGUCAAGUCCGAUAUCUCACCUUCACCGACUGUCUUCCCUCGUCUUGUUGCUGAUUCUUUGUCAUUGGGUGGUCCGGGAUCUUUUAACUGUCCCCCUUUGCCUUCCUCUGUAACCCCUGUUACUGCUACGUCUCCUCUUUCUGGCGAAUUGGAUGGAGAUCCCUCCAAAGCGACAACAGAAAACCCCCUCAGGUCUUCAGGUUGUCUUCGGACAGCAGAGGAGACGGCUCAUUUUGUCACCUCUCUCCAAUCCCCUGGACUUUUGAACCAUUUUGAAACUUUGAGCAACGGACCAACAUCUCCCUCGGGGCCGAACACCAAACCGGCCGGUUUUGUCAGUAGCGAGAAGCUGCAGGAGAUCCUCCAAGAACUUAGUAUUGACACGGUUUUGGAAACUGUCCUAAAAUCUGCAAGGAGCCCUUCUAAUAGCAGAUUUACCGAGGACUCUUCGUUCUCCCCGAUUUCUCUGCAGACCCCUCGCUCCCCCACUCAUCCUCCUCUGAUCUUCCGAUACCCCAGUAUCUCCCCGUACGCCAUGAGGAAACGUCGACCGCCCUUUCACUCGCCUAGACGUAGACGCCUCCGUGCAGGACGUCAGAAUCUGACAAAGCACCCCGAGAGAGUCACAUCGAAUGGGAGUGUCACUGCGCACGGUACUGUACUGCGGGUUCCUGACUGCGACUUUGACUUGCAAGAUGAGGAAGGAAGUUUGCCAACAAAAUCUUACGGAUGUUCUCCAGAAAACAUCAACGUGUUUGACGUAGAGACAGUAGGCGAUGCUCAGGACUCACGCAAGUACUGGGACUCGGACUCCAGCAGCUCCACGGACUACUGCUACUACCACCGACCAUACUGCGACUCCUGCUUGCAACGAGGCUCGCUCUUGACCUCGGACUCUUCAGACUCUUCCGACAGCGAGUACGAAAGUAACGAUCUCUAUCGUUCUGCACAUCCGGUGGUAUUCAAGGAAGACCUCAAACCCACGUUUGUGUAAAGACAUUUCAUUUGUGUUUAAUUUAAUGGAAUUCAUGUGACUGUAUUAUGUAUUUCACUCAUUUAUUAGCAUUGACAGUGAUAGAAAGCAAAUCAGUUAUAACUGGGAUGAUCGCGUGUCAGUGCCACCGAUGGUGAAAGACCAUAGGCGGAAUUUGAUUUUUGUGGGGGGGGGGGGGGGGCAAACCAUGUUGAUGGCCCGAGAUGCAGUGUCAGCAAUAAAAUUUACAAUUUAUAUAUGGUGGAAAACACUCAGGUGACUUGAAGUUCCGCUCUGAGACCCCCAAUUUGCCCAAAUUUCAAAAUUGUCCGAUAUGCAUGUGUGAUACAUCAUUGGAAAGCUUAAAAUCUAAAUUUUCUGGGGGAAGAAAAAUUUUGGACAGGAGGGCAUUUUUGAAAAAAAAAAAAAAAAAAGUUUUUUAAACAGCAAAACCAAACCCUAUCUGGAGGUGAGAGCACGCGAGCGCAGAAUUACAGACGCCAUGACUUUAACGAGAUAUUAUAGCAUACUUACCUUCUUUCGAUCCAAAAACUCCAUGUUGCAUGUAUCACUGAGUGUCAAGACACUGCUGUGAAUGGCCACAACUGGAUUUUUUGGAGAUUUUAUGGGUGAAACAUUGUCAUAUAACAAGGGUCCCGAUGCAGAAAUCGGAGUCAUUAAGGAGUGGUCGAGAUUUUCUUUCUCAUAUAUUUACCCUUUUAAACUUUUUUUCAUUUCUUCUUUGUUUGGAUCGAUAUUUUAUCAUCCAACUUAUCGGGGAAAAGGCAACAGUAACAAAAAAACACAAUUUAGCGAUAGUUAUGAGGUAGAUAUCCUUGACUUUUUUACAGACACCAUUUUUUUCAUUGUGACGUCAUUUGUUUAAAAGUUUAAAAUAUGCGAGUGAAUAAUUCUUUAAAGUCGUUUUUUUUUUUUUUUUAAACAAAAUAUUAGACAUCAAUUAAUGAUUCUAAGCUAAAAAUGACAGACAUUUGGAAUAAUAAAUAUAUGAUUUACCUUGUUGUCAUGGCUGGGUUGAAACAAAAACGGAUGCGCGAGUCUGUAAACGGGGGUUUCCAGGGUAAAACGGGCAAGUUAAAAAUAGUUCGGGGGCUUAAUGUGCCAUGAAUCUGCCAGGGCAUAUAUAUAUGUUUAUGCAUCGUGACACUGUGUUCAUUCCUCGGUUCAAGCUCAGUUGUUGUUGAAGCUUAUGAAAGCAUAGGAUUAAAGAAAUUCUAAAUAUCCAUCUUGCUUCCUCAGGUCAUACGCGGAGU
Messenger RNA from Corythoichthys intestinalis (scribbled pipefish), 3979 nucleotides. RefSeq names its product G protein-coupled receptor 156 (gene gpr156). Lineage: Eukaryota; Metazoa; Chordata; Actinopteri; Syngnathiformes; Syngnathidae. The transcript has 9 exons. Gene Ontology annotation, biological process: gamma-aminobutyric acid signaling pathway; G protein-coupled receptor signaling pathway. Gene Ontology annotation, cellular component: G protein-coupled receptor heterodimeric complex; membrane. The coding region runs from base 459 to 2726 and encodes 755 amino acids. The record is from RefSeq and is a predicted model, not a curated record. Gene Ontology annotation, molecular function: G protein-coupled GABA receptor activity.